Eruca vesicaria subsp. sativa (arugula) is the source of this 339-nucleotide messenger RNA. NCBI's taxonomy places the organism in Eukaryota, Viridiplantae, Streptophyta, Magnoliopsida, Brassicales, Brassicaceae. The record is from the annotation of a GenBank genome assembly.
AUGGCCCGAAUCCGAAUCUCACCUCAGAUGUUCAUCUGGCCCUCGUUCUCAUUCUUUGUGUUAUCACGGGCCCGCUUUAAGAACUUCUUUUUAUUUAUAAAAUCGGUAAUCUCCCCAUUGGGGUCGUUUUCCCUUCUGGUCUGGCCUUCUCAUUGUUCCCAAUUCGGUUUAUUAGCUCUUCCACACAUUACCGGUGGCGAAGGCACUCCCCUUAUGGGCGGAAAUUGCAGCCCCUCUUUCGCUUGGUCAAUUAGGGAGCCAAUCAGUCGAGACGCGGUCGCUUCGAAGAGCUGGCACCGCUUCCAUCGCCUCCGACGGAAUGAGAACAGCCAUCCAUAA